Molecule: messenger RNA, 1224 nt
Organism: Nicotiana attenuata
Lineage: Eukaryota; Viridiplantae; Streptophyta; Magnoliopsida; Solanales; Solanaceae
Exons: 3
Coding region: 352-837 (161 amino acids)
Source: RefSeq, a predicted model, not a curated record
UAGUCGAUCAUUUUUCUCCCAACAGUACUCCUCUCAUCACUCUCUCUCUCUCUCUCUCUCGAACUUUCUCUCAAAUCCUCUCAAUAUUUCCCCCAUUUUCCCUGAGAUUUCCUUUCGAUUUACAUAGAAAUCUUAGGGUUCUAGUGUAGAAAUUUAUGAUAAAUGAGUUUAGGUGAUUUCUCAGUCAUCUUUAGUUAGAUUUGGAGUUGAAUCAGUGUGGGUAGCUUCCAAUCUAGUGAAAAGGAUCCCAAAGUGUGGUUGUUUGCCGAUUAUCUGCGAUUUCUUCUCCAAUUUUCAAGUGCUUCUCAGCAGUCUUCUCCGUACUUCAAGUGGACAUAUCUAAAGUAAGUAAUGGAAACGAGCAGAGCGCAACAGCAGCAAAAUCAGGUAGAAUCCCGAGUCAACGAAUUGGAGGUAGAUGAAGCAGAAAGGCAACUGGAAGAAGAAGUAAGAGAAUUGGAAGAAAGAGUUAACCAAACAGCUGAGAGAGUUUUGGAGCUCAGAACCACACUUCCACAUCAGCUUAAAACUACUCUCGCUUCCCUUCAUGUUGCUCAAAGACCCGUUUCUUAUGGGGGAUCCGAAUCUCAGCCUGACCGCUCCAGUGACCCACUCAUCUCCGAUGUUGAAGGUCCUAGUCGACGUGGUGCUGCCUUAGCUGAAGAGAUGCAGAAACAAGCUGAGAAAGUGCAGCUCCUUAAACAGAAGAUAUCAAGUAUUGGAUCCGCCUUGCCUAUCGUAUUGAACAAGAGGAAGGAAUGUAUGGCAAGGAUUGACAAACUACAGUCAAGAAAAAAAGCCAUUCGUCCUGUCUUUAAAAGGAAAAGGACUAGCUGAUAAGCCCUGCUGGAUCUGCUCGGUAUGGUAUAGAACGUUUAGUUCAUUACUAGUAUAGUUAACAGCUUCGACUGCUGCAGAACUCGUGAGCUCUCUUCGGGAGAAGUAUUCGUUGACAGAGAUCUAACAUAGUUAGGGAAAACUUUCUUUCUGUACUUUAUUGAAUCAUUAGUUAGUUUGUAUGUAGGCAUUUCUUAGUAGUGUUUGGGUUAGGUUAUGAUGAUGAAAUGAAAAUGUGUAUGAGUAAUCCAUUUAGUUGAGGUUAUGCUUCUUGUGGUGCUAUAUUGUACAACCUUUUCUGCUUCUGGAUUUGUUAUACGUGUACUCCAUUAUUCUCUAUCCUCCGAUAGAGAUGCAGUUAUUUUGCUGUUUUUUGUUUUUGAGUUA